This is a messenger RNA of Staurois parvus, 255 nucleotides long. The record is from the annotation of a GenBank genome assembly. Lineage: Eukaryota; Metazoa; Chordata; Amphibia; Anura; Ranidae.
AGUACUCCAUCAGUGUCAGUGGGAGGAAUAGUGCCUCAUCAUUGUGUCCCAUCGUUGGUGUCAGUGGGGGGGAGGAAUAGUGCCCCAUCGUUGGUGUCAGUGGGGGGAGGAAUAGAGCCCCAUCGAGUGUGUCAGUGGGGGGAGGAAUAGUGCCCCAUUGUUGGUGUCAGUGGGGGGAGGAAUAGUGCCCCAUCAUUGGUGUCAGUGGGGGGAGGAAUAGUGCCCCAUCGUUGGUGUCAGUGGGGGGAGGAAUAG